Molecule: messenger RNA, 3100 nt
Organism: Gymnodraco acuticeps
Lineage: Eukaryota; Metazoa; Chordata; Actinopteri; Perciformes; Bathydraconidae
Gene: tmem74b
Product: transmembrane protein 74B
Exons: 3
Coding region: 184-1032 (282 amino acids)
Source: RefSeq, a predicted model, not a curated record
CUCCCCCACGCCCCCUCUCUCUGCACCCUCCUCACAUAUGAUCCAGCAGCAGCCAUCCAUCUCUCUGGAUGCUCUGCCCCGCACUCGGCCGUCUUGAUUCCCGCCUGGUCGCGGCAUCAGCACCAGUGAGGAUAGUGCACAGUGGAGGGAUGGUGAAGACAUGAGCACAUCCAACAGAUUUCGAUGGAGUCCUCUUUCAACGGUGUAGAGCUCCGGGAGCUGCGGGGGGGAGGAGGUGGUGGAGGGGGGCAGAGCGUGUCUCCAGCGCCGGCCGCAGUAAGGGGGGGCUUCAGGGGCUUCGAGAACGCCUCCUACCUGCAGGACGAUGAGAAUGAGGACCGCCAACAGAGGGCGACUGUCCUGGAGGGGUGUCCGCCCUCAACUUCAGGCAACAGCAAGGUGGAGCAGCAGCAUCAGGAGCUCUCCCCGAGGUCGUACGAUGACGAGGAAGGAGCUGGAGGUCAGGAGGACGGCCAGGACUUCACCGAGUUCCACCCCCCCGACGACAACACCGCGGACUACGGCUUCAUCUUCGCCCUGGUGUUCCUGGUGAGCGGCAUCGUGCUGGUGGUCAUCGCCUACACCAUCCCCCGAGAGGCCAAGGUCGACCCGGACUCCGUGUCUGCCCGCCAGAUGGAGAAGCUGGAGAUGUACUACGCCCAGCUGGGCUCCCACCUGGACAAGUGCAUCAUCGCGGGCCUGGGCCUGCUGACUCUGGGGGGGAUGUUCCUCUCCGUGCUGCUCAUGGUGUCCAUCUGCCGGGGCGAGAUGUACCGACGCAGGGCGGCGUUUAUUCGCCCCAAGAGGACUUACGGCUCCAUCAACCUGAGAAUGAAGCAGCUGGCCACUGGGGAGGCAGUAGGAGGCGGCGAGGGCGUGGGCGUGGACGGAGGUGAGGAGUUUUUGGUGGAACACGCAGAGACGCGGAGUAACACCCAGCCAGGUCCGAGCCGGGACGCCAAAUCAGAACCAGGACCAAGCAAUCCUCCUCCUGCUGCUUCAUCCUCUUCUUCUUCACAUGGAGCGAAUUAGCAUAAUUUUCACUGUGCAACCUGCCUUCCUCUGAGUCAGUUGCAACACGGGGAUGCAAAAUGGUGCAGCUCCCCCCAUUUGUGCAGACAGGGGAAUCCCAUGUUAAGCACAAGGCUCUCUGCAGGAGCGACCCAGCUUUAACCCAGCGUUUUGGGAUGAACAAGGGUCUGGGAUAUUUAUUCUAACCAAUCAUAAAGGAUGUUUGAUCUAACAAAAGAGGGCUCGACCCGGUAAGAGAAAAGAGGUAAGCCUAUAUGUUCGUGUGGAACAGAGCACAUUUGGAGGUGAAUGGCUGUAUAUGAAAAAAGCUCCAAUAUAAAUCCUAAUAUAUUAAUCAGAGUUUUACAGUAAAAGCACAUGUGUUGAUUGGUUGCAACUGCAGAAACAAAGAUUUUAUAAAGGUCAGUAUUGAUCCUCAUCCAUCAGGUAACCUAAAUACGAUCAACAUUUAAACCUAGCCUUGUUUUCAACCUCAAUAACAAUGAAUAAUAUCAGACUUGCUGCUGUGAUCAUUGGAAAUCCACCAGACUUGACAGUGAAUUGAUAGAAAAUGUUAGUACUGUACUAAGAUAAGAAAGCUUAAUGGAGAGUUGGAUGCUAGCUCUGGCACAAAUAAACACAGGCAACAUUUCUGACAUGAUGUGAGACAAUUACGCUCAUCAACAACAUCAGCAACACAUCGACAAUAAAGGAGAUUAAAUAAUAUCAAAAGUAUGUCUAGGUUUACUAUCAGCAAACAAAUAAAAACAAAACAGUGUUAUUAAAACCUGCAUUAAAUAACAUACUUGAGUGCCUACAAUUACAAUAAACCAUUUCACUUAUUGCCAAGAGUUUUGGAAAAUAUCUUAACAGUCACAAAAAGUUGUAAAAACUUGCUACUAAAGCGCCAUAAGAUCUUUAUGCACCCUUUGGUCGAGACUUAUUGAACCAAAAUGAUUAUUAGUUGCUUGUUUCUUCUCUGAAUGCAAUGCUUUUUUCACCAAAAAUAAGAAAAUGCAUUCAAAUGCAGAGCUGGAGUAGGCGUAAGACGGACAUCUGAUAUGAGUCACUGUGGAGAGGGUGACACGUAUUACCCAGAAAGCAUUGCAUCAGCAGCCCUGAGCUCUUCAUACCUGAUUUGUUAGUCACCCAUCAUCUUUGUCCUCCACCUGAAGGUUCUUAUAUGAAAACCUUUGUGUUUUUACCUCCCAAACAACAACAUGAGGGAUGAAAAGGAAAUUGUCACUGUUGCAAAUAGAUGUUUUUAUGACAGUGGGAAAAAAGUGAAAUGUGCAUCACAAGAAUCAGGUCAUGUUUGGUUGAGAUUGAAGGCAGAUAGCUGAAAAAGUGACAUAACUAGAAAAGAGAAAUUAAAGGUGUGAAUAUCAAAAAUAAUGCUGAAUGUUUUAGAUUGAACAUUUGGUGAAUCUGAAAUAACCACAAAAUAAAGCCAAGUCUCCAAACUAUCAUGUCACAUAUCCAAUUUCUACUACAUCACUGAAAAACUGCUGCCUCGUGUUUAUUAAUCAGCAUUUUCUGCUAGCAUCACUUUUUCAACAGCCUCUUUGUAUCAUGUUGCAAGUAAAUAUCAACUAUAAGCAGAUCCUCAUAUUAGUCAUUCUAUGUAUCUGGCAUUUGAAGCUCCUGAGUAUUUAGUGGACAAUAAAACAAGCUACCGUGCUACAAGCUAUUCACUGCUGUAAAAAGAAAACCUCACGAUUCCAGAUAAUAACUUUUAAGAAUACAGAAAAUAAAAAAACUUUAAGCUAAUUAAAACAUUUUUAAAACACUAAACAUUAAGAAGCUUUUUUUUUUCUAUUUGACUGCAGCUCUUAUCGCGGAGAAGAAGCUGGUUUUGACUGGAAUGAACCUUUAAUGACACAGCGUCUACUUAUGUGUAUGAUAUGUAAACAGAUGUUAUUUAUGUCAUGUAAGGAUACAAUAUGCCUUAAUGAGUAAACACUGACACUGUAAAUUGUGUAUACGCAAAUAUUAUUAUGCUAAUGUUUAAGGUCUGCAUAGUGAGCCAAUUAGCCAAGGGUAAUGUAGCCACACACACACACACACACACACACACACACACACACAC